AUGUGGAUUAUAAUUCUUUUUUCACUGAUUUGUUUGAUUCAACAUGUUUAUACCAAUCAAAUAGUUACUGUUCAAACAUCAUAUGGUACUGUACAAGGAUAUGAAACAGAUUUAUGUCGUGUAUUCUAUGGUAUUCCAUAUGCUCAACCACCUGUUGGUUUAUUGAGAUGGAGUGAACCAGUAGCUAUUGGUAGUUGGGCUUCAUCAACAAUUGAUGGAACACAAAUUCCACCUGCCUGUCCACAAUCUGCAUGUGAUGCUAACGAUAUACUUUGUCCUAAAAGUAUGUCAGAAGAUUGUCUUUAUAUGAAUAUCUUCACUCCAUUAAACAGUGUUUCGUCAAAUCUUCCUGUGAUGAUUUUUAUUCAUGGUGGUAAUUUUCAAUAUAGUAGUGCAUCAAUAGCGCCUUAUAAUGCAGAUCGUUUUGUCAAUACAACUAAUGUUAUUAGUGUAUUUAUUCAAUAUCGAUUGGGUAUACUUGGUUUUCUUGCAAAAAACACUAGUUCUAAUGAUCUCAAAGGCAAUUAUGGUUUAUUAGAUCAGCAAAUGGCAAUUGCCUGGGUCAAAUCAAAUAUUAAUACGUUUGGAGGAGAUCCAAAUAAAAUCACAUUGUUUGGUCAAAGUGCAGGAGCUCAAUCGACAGCAAUACAUUAUUUAAGACCAGAAAUGCAACAAUAUUUUCAAGCUGCUAUCAUUCAAAGUUGUCCUGUAACAAUUCCAUUCAGAACGUACAACCAAUACUUAAUUCCUAAUAUUCUCCUUGCUCAACAGCUCAAUUGUAUAUUUGGUGAUAUAUCAUGUCUUCGUGCAUGUUCAUAUCAAUCUAUUAUUGCAGCUCAAAAUGUAAUUAAUAGUCAAAUAACAUCAUUACAAUCUCUACAAUAUUUUGAACCAUGGACUCCUGUCAUUGACAAUAACAUAGUACGGGGACAAAUCUUUAAUAUGUUUUCUAAUAUAUUUGUUCAAGCUAAACCAUUGAUCAUUGGUACAAUGACUGAAGAAGCCUUAAGUUAUGUUUAUAGUGCAUUUCCUAACUCAGUGUCACCCUUGGGUUAUAUUGCAGCCGGUACACUAUUAUUUGGUAGUAAGUUUGUCAUAAUUGCAUUAAAAUAUCCACCACAAGGAUUAGGUGAUCAACGUCCACUCUUAGCUAAACUUGUCACACAAUGGGUAUUUGCAUGUCCAACACGUUUUAUUGCUCGUAAAGUAAAUGCCUUUACAUACGCAUUUGGCUAUCCACUUCAUACUAAUGGUUUGAUAAAUGCAGGAGCUUGUGAAGCUCAUGCAUGUCAUGGUUUUGAUUUGGCUUUCUUAUUUGAAGCAUUUUGGCUUAAUUCUACUGCUAAUGAUCAAUAUAUAUCUCAAACAAUGGCUAAUUAUUGGACAAAUUAUGCCAAAACUAAAAAUCCAAAUAAUCCAGUAUUAGUUCCGGUGACUUGGACACAACUCGGUGCUAAUCCUGAGAAAUAUUUGUACUUUCAAAAUCCAGUCCAAAUUAUAACAAAUUAUUUGAAGAGUGAUUGUGACUUUUGGGACACAAUUGGUUAUUCUAAUACAUUGGUUUGA
This is a messenger RNA of Rotaria sp. Silwood2, 1566 nucleotides long. Lineage: Eukaryota; Metazoa; Rotifera; Eurotatoria; Philodinida; Philodinidae. The record is from the annotation of a GenBank genome assembly.